Messenger RNA from Mucor mucedo, 2164 nucleotides. RefSeq lists its product as uncharacterized. The transcript has 7 exons. Lineage: Eukaryota; Fungi; Mucoromycota; Mucoromycetes; Mucorales; Mucoraceae. Gene Ontology annotation, biological process: regulation of cell cycle. Gene Ontology annotation, cellular component: nucleus. Bases 162 to 1862 code for a protein of 566 amino acids. The record is from RefSeq and is a predicted model, not a curated record.
UUUAAAAUCAUCAGUUUCUUUUUUGUUUGAUUAUGCUAUUGAUCCUCUAAGAGUUACUAUUCUCACGCCAAUUUGUUUCUCUUUUAUAUCUUUUACACCUUCAUCUCCACCCCUUAUUUUUUUCUUUUUUUUUUAAGCUAGUGCUGCAGUAAUCUAUCAGCAUGAGUCACCAAUCGAUGUCAAUCAACCAAAUGCUUCAACAAAAUGAUAACACGACAGACGAUACCACCAGACAAAUCACCGGGAAAGUCAAAAUCUUUUAUACAUUUAAAGGAUCCGAUACGCACUGUCUAUGUUCAUUUGACAUUAAACUGCAAGACUUUAAAGAUAGAAAAUGGGUCAGUGUACCCCUUAAACAAUGUUUAUUAUCCGUGUGUUCUUCUUGUCCGGAUCAAUUAAUGAAUAACAAUACUGCCAUUUACAGUGCCAAUUUCGAAGAAAGUAAAACCGUCGAGAAUUGGUCUCCUCUUCAUGAUUCCAAAUCAAAUAUCAUUUGGGAGGGUCAUGGACUCUUAUCCAACAUUUUAAAUGCUACUGCUACUUCUUCCCAAGUGACAGGGAAAAUAGCAAACGACACACAACAAUCUACUAGUCCAUACGACUGUAUCAUAGAAGUGCUUAUACAACUACAUCCCAUACGUCAUUCUCCAGCACAGGAACAACAACCUUAUCUGCCACCAAUGCGAUCUAUCUGGAAUCAACCUUAUUCACCCCCAUCCACCAACACAAACAACAACAAUAAUAGUACUAGUAGUAGUAAUAAUAAUAAUAAUAUUAAUAAUAAUGCGAGCGAUAAAAUAAACAUAGAACGACCCUCUCCUCAAAAAGUAUCAACAACACUAAGCUCAGGUCGACAAAUGUCACCACUUCAUCUACUACAAUUCCCUUCUCAACAACAACAGCAAGAAAAUACAACACCACGAUUACCGAGCUUUCAUAGGGGAGGUCCUUCUGAAAUGGCAAUGAAGGAUGAGUCUCCCAACAUGUAUCCGCCUGCACUCGAUCCUACCUGGCCAGGCAGUCGUUAUGAUGCCACCAGUUUCGAACAGCAUGAUAUGAUGAUCAAACGAAGAAAACUCUCCAGUCAAUCCCCCUCACUAUUGGUAGUCGAUCCACAACAUGAAGUAAAGAAGGCUGUCAUGGCAACCAAUAAUAGUCAUCAUCAUUUACUAUCCAAUCAACAACACCCCUCACCUACCACAACUGAUACAUAUUAUCAUCAAUCGCGACGAAAGAAGCGUGAUACAAAACCUCCUAAUGCUAAUGAUAUCCGUCCUUUUGUCGAGGUGGAGAAAAAAGACGGUGAUUAUGUCUUGCCUGCUGAGGUCGAUUCUUGGACCGUCUUGAGUCUGGGUGUCGUUAUUUGGGAUAGAGCUGCCUUUCAUAAUCAGCGAUACAUUUACCCCGUGGGUUACCGCGUGAAAAAGUGGUAUCGAAGUAUGGUAGAUCCACACAGUGAUACUCAGUAUACUUGUGAAAUCCUUGACGGAGGUGACGAACCCAUUUUUCAAUUGAAUGCAGAUGAUAACCCUUCCGAAUGUUGGCGGGGACCUACACCCACCACUGUGUGGACCAUCGCAGUGAGGAGAGCAUUUGCAAUCCGUAAUAUGGACUAUGGUCAUAACCCUGUUGGACCUGACUUUUUUGGGCUUCGAAAGAAUACGAUUGCAAAAAUGAUUCAGGAUUUACCCAAUGCCAAUAAAUGCAAGAAUUACAUUUGGCAAAACUUUGAAGCCAUGAGUAACAAUAAGGGCAAGUCAGUACGACGCUCUACCACUCGACUUAGUUCUUCUUCUUCUACGGGUUCUGUUCAUCCUGACCGAUCCUCUUCUUCACCAGCAAUGAAGGCUGAAGGUUUAUAAACUUUUUCCUUUUUUUUAUAUACAUACACUCUCUUUCACACACACACACACUCACACACUCACUCACACACACACACACACCUCUUGUAUACUUAUGCCUACUUUUCUUUAUAUAUAUGCCAUAUCAUAAAAUAAAAUAAUGUCAAAAACAUCCAAAUGUUUUACAAGAUCGAUUUUUUUUUCUUUUUUUGCAUAAAUAUAUACGUGAGAAAUGAAGACAUUAGUCAUUGCUCAUCUAUGUGGGAGAAAUCCCUUAAAUUCGUUACACUGAUAACACACACACACACACACACACACACACA